GUUUUGCCAGUGCUCAGGCUUGCACCAUCCUUGCACCAGACCUUACCACGCUCGCUUGCUCUCUCCCCGCUUGGCUCAUUGCUCGUCUGGCUAGGGACCGACGCUCGGCGCUGAUUGUGUUGUUUCACUUGGAGGAUCGCACAUACAAGUCGGGACAGCCACAGAGACAUUGACAUUGACACACGCACGCGCGCGCCAUGUCCAAGAUGAUCAUUGACUUGACGGCGGGGACGGCAGGUGGGAUUGCGCAGGUUCUGGUCGGCCAGCCGUUUGACAUCGUGAAAGUGCGCAUGCAGACCGCGUCGAAGGGCACGUACAGCGGGAUGCUCCACUGCGCGGGUGGCAUUCUCAAGAACGAGGGUCCGCUCGCGUUCUACAAGGGCACGCUGACACCGCUGCUCGGCAUCGGUCUCUGCGUGUCGAUCCAGUUCGGCGCGCUCGAAUGGUCGAAGCGCGUCUUCGCACAGCAAAACGUCGCACACGGGCUCGGCGGACCCGGUGGCCAAACGCUCGACGGCACACAACUCGUCUUGGCCGGCAUGUUCGCGGGCGUCGCGAACAGCGUCGUCUCGGGGCCCGUCGAGCACAUCCGUAUCCGUCUGCAAACGCAGUCUGCAACAAAUCCGAUGUAUGCGGGCCCGUGGGAGGCGAUCCGGAAGAUCUACACGGCGCACGGCGUGGCGGGGUUGUACAAGGGCCAGGUAGUGACGCUCUGGCGCGAGGCGCUCGGGUACGGCAUGUACUUUCUCGCGUACGAGAAGCUCAUGCAGCGCGAGAUGGCGCGCAAGGGCAUCGCCCGCAAUGACGUCAAUCCCGCGAACGCGGUCCUCUUCGGUGCUGCGGCGGGCUAUGCGCUGUGGGCGGUGAUCUACCCGAUCGAUAUGGUCAAGUCGCGGAUGCAGACGGACGGGUUCUCGCCGGCGGAGGGCCAGAAGUACCGCUCGACGCUUGAUUGCGUGCGCACGGUGUGGCGCACGGAGGGUAUCGGUGCGUUCACGCGCGGACUUGGGCCCACGCUCAUCAGGUCACCGUUUGCGAACGGCGCGACGUUCCUUGGGUUCGAGAUGGCGAUGCGACUGUUGACGCAUCAUAAUGAAUACCCGUGACGAUGAAUGGGGGGACUGCUUGCUUAAUUUAUACGUAUGUGCGUGAGGGCUGGGUGGUGAUUGUAUAUACCACAGAGCGAUCGCUGCUGAUCUCAAAAGCCACGGUGGAUGUAGGGCAAUACUUACCACACAUUGGGUUACUCCUUUGUUUUUGAUUUUGGAAAUGAUAGAUGGCCGGUCGAUUGCGUUGAGUGUU
This is a messenger RNA of Laetiporus sulphureus 93-53, 1302 nucleotides long. RefSeq names its product mitochondrial carrier. The transcript is spliced from 7 exons. Gene Ontology annotation, molecular function: L-ornithine transmembrane transporter activity. Lineage: Eukaryota; Fungi; Basidiomycota; Agaricomycetes; Polyporales; Laetiporaceae. Gene Ontology annotation, biological process: mitochondrial L-ornithine transmembrane transport. The coding region runs from base 198 to 1106 and encodes 302 amino acids. The record is from RefSeq and is a predicted model, not a curated record.